GUCAGAUUACGUAACCGCUGUUCCAGGGCAGCUCUGUCAACUUCCCUUGCUAACAACGCAAUCUCUGGUUUGCAACGACUCCGCGGCGAAAAAGAUACACUCGAGUUCUGUCAGCAUGUCCGUUCGCUCAAUUUUCACUGGCCGUAUGGGCCUCUCUACGGCCGGUGCCGUCGCCCGUACCUCUCAAAUUGGCUCACAAGGAGCAUCGGCGCAACUUGCUCGCCUCCACUCGACUGCCGUCCGUCCGUCGUGUGCCAUCCAAAACCAGGACCUCCGACCUCAUGUUCGAGCUUCUACCCUUUCACAGAGCCGCCCAGCUGGUCUGCGUGCGCAGUCCACCUCUGCAGGGGCCAAGGAUGAGGUGAAGCUCGACUGGGAUUCCUUUUUCAAGCUCCGAGCUUCUCGCCGUCGCUACUCCCUGUCGUCCUCGAUUAUUAGCUCCCUCGUCUCUACCUCGGUCGGUGUGCAGGUUCUUUCAUCGCAGGAUUUGGAGUCUCUGGGUGCCCAGGUGAUGGGCCUGGAUCCGUUCGUCGUUCUCGGUAUGGCGACCGCUGCCUGUGGUGCUAUUGGCUGGUUGGUUGGCCCAGCUGUUGGCAAUGGUGUCUGGGGCUUGGUUUACCGCCGGUAUAAGCCUUCCGUGGCAACAAAAGAGAAAGAGUUCUUCGACCGUAUCAAGCGAUUCCGAGUUGACCCGUCCACCAACUCGAUUGCGAACCCUGUCCCCGAUUACUACGGCGAAAAGAUUGGCAGCGUGCAGGGAUACCGACAGUGGCUCAAGGAUCAGCGAGCAUACAACCGCAAGCGCCGUAACUUCAUUGCCUAAUUUCGCUCCUACCUUGAGAUGAUGGAGAGGCAUCAGCUCUUUCUCUUUUAUUUGUGUGUAUACGGUUCAAACUGCCUGGAUUCGGCGGAUUCUGGCCCAAGCAGGGCAAAUUUCUCUUUUCUAUGGAAUCGGUGUUUUGAUUUUUAACCUCAUUAGCGACGCGGGCAAGCCGGGAGAUUGCAAUGUACUUGAAAAUGAUCUUUGGUAUCACCGUCAAUGAACUCCCAUUUCUCUUAUCUCUUUCGUUUGAAAUUUCGUGAUGCCUGGGGGUUUUAUUUGUAAUUUCCCCUUGUUACCUCCCUCGUGAUAGUAUUUGACCUCGUC
Messenger RNA from Penicillium subrubescens, 1147 nucleotides. Its product is annotated as presequence translocated-associated motor subunit PAM17. NCBI's taxonomy places the organism in Eukaryota, Fungi, Ascomycota, Eurotiomycetes, Eurotiales, Aspergillaceae. Gene Ontology annotation, biological process: protein import into mitochondrial matrix. Gene Ontology annotation, cellular component: PAM complex, Tim23 associated import motor. Bases 116 to 823 code for a protein of 235 amino acids. The record is from RefSeq and is a predicted model, not a curated record. The transcript has 2 exons.